CUUCUCAAGGCGUAGAUGGGCAUACUAGAGUAUUGAGUGAUGGAACUGAGACUGGGGUUUGCAGGUCGUGUAGAUUGAACAACGAGAAGGAGAGGAAGGAGGCAAAAAAGAAGAGGAGUACGAAGGUAGAUGGUGGUAGCAAGGUAACUGGAGAGGGUGGUGGAGUUGAAAGUGAAGGCGGAGCUAUGGUUGCAGGGAAAAGGAACGUUAGGGUCAAGAAGAAGUAUGUCAAUGUAGAUGGAGGUAGAAUGGGAAGUAAAGAUGACUGGGAGGUGGGGAGGCCGCCCAAGACGAUUAAGCAGUACUAGAAAGAUUUGAAAAUGCUUACGGAGAGUGCUGGAAGGGAUAGAGGAAGAGUAAUGAGUUGUUGAUGGGGGUUAAUGUGAAGCGAUAGUUUGGUAGCUGGUAGAGAGGUGACUAACGGUCCAAUAUGUAAGCCUUCUCGUUGAUCAGCCGAGCAUGAAACCAUGGUCGACGCCCUCGCUUUUCGAAUAUAUUUUCCAUUUCAACUUAAAGAUAAACACGCAUCACAGCAAGCUUCCCAUUAUCUUACAUUGGAACUUACAAAUACCACAGCAACAUCGCCCCAAGACAAUUCUGCGAGACCACUUUGCAAGCAUGUCCAGCAUAUCACUCGAACCACUGUGUCCAAAGCGCCCACAAGCAAUCCAAAUAGAUCUCACCAUGACGCAAGAGCUCCUCCGCGUCUUGUCUCGCGGUGGAAACGGUCAUCCUCUCCACCACGACUCCCUCUACCAAUCGAUCUAUCUAUCCAGCGCUUGCGCCUCACCCGUUCCCGACGGUUGCCCAGUUCUCCAAGCUCACGCACUCGCCCCUCUCUUUCUCAGCCUCAAGCAGAGAUUCGAAGUACAAGCCAGGCACUACCGAACUUGGAGGAUGCUGGUAGCCAAUGGCCUUGCAACCGAAGAAGCGAUUCACCUUGCGAUUCAUGAAAGCAGUUCGGUGAACAAAUCUGCGGUUUGGAGGUUGAUUGAUAGGCUUUCUGGUUUUCCAGCGUUCACGGCCGUGGAUAUAUUGGAGGUGGGAGGGUUCAAGUGUCGAUGCUGGAACUGCUCUGGAUUGGCAUUGGCAUUGGAACAAGAAAGGGGGGAUGUGUUUGUGCAGCCGGGGUACUGGUUUGCGGCGGUUGUACUCAGGUCAGAAUGUGAUGUUGACAGUGUGAUAGAAGCGCUGAAGACGUGGGAUGAGGCGCAUAUGCGCUAUGUGCCUGAUGAGAAGUUGAAUGAGGAGGGCGUAUAUGUUGAGAAGGUCAAAAAAGAGGAAGACACCCUUGAAAGAGGAAGUAUAGGUAUACUGUUCCGUGAGGAGAUAGAAGAGGCAGAGGAAUAGGAAGACAACGGUGUUGAGCAUACUGAAGAUAUCGAUGAGUUAUCUCGACUGCAAAUCGAAAUCGA
Messenger RNA from Alternaria rosae, 1415 nucleotides. RefSeq lists its product as uncharacterized. The record is from RefSeq and is a predicted model, not a curated record. The transcript has a single exon. The coding region runs from base 460 to 1350 and encodes 296 amino acids. NCBI's taxonomy places the organism in Eukaryota, Fungi, Ascomycota, Dothideomycetes, Pleosporales, Pleosporaceae.